Molecule: messenger RNA, 1610 nt
Organism: Ochotona princeps (American pika)
Lineage: Eukaryota; Metazoa; Chordata; Mammalia; Lagomorpha; Ochotonidae
Gene: CALM1
Product: calmodulin 1
Exons: 6
Coding region: 228-677 (149 amino acids)
Molecular function (GO): calcium ion binding
Source: RefSeq, a predicted model, not a curated record
GCGCCCCGGGCAGUGGUGCUGGGUGGCUCGUGGACGCGGCGCCGUUACUCGCAGUCGGGCGGCGCAGGCGGCAGCGGCGGCACGGCGCAGAGCGCACACGGCGCCUGAGCAGCGGCGGCGGCAGCAGCGGCAGCAGCAGCAGCGCCGGAGGCACCCCUUGCCGUCACAGCCCCUGCGCGGGUGCGGCCAACCUCUCUCCCUCGGAUCGUCCUCCCUUCGCUCGCACCAUGGCUGAUCAACUGACCGAAGAGCAGAUUGCUGAGUUCAAGGAAGCUUUCUCCCUAUUUGACAAAGAUGGUGAUGGCACCAUCACCACGAAGGAACUUGGCACUGUCAUGAGGUCACUGGGUCAGAACCCGACAGAAGCGGAAUUGCAGGACAUGAUCAACGAGGUGGACGCGGAUGGUAAUGGCACCAUUGACUUCCCAGAGUUUUUGACCAUGAUGGCAAGGAAAAUGAAAGAUACUGACAGCGAGGAGGAGAUCCGCGAAGCAUUCCGAGUCUUUGACAAGGAUGGAAACGGUUAUAUCAGCGCAGCAGAACUGCGUCACGUCAUGACAAACUUAGGGGAAAAGCUAACAGAUGAAGAAGUAGAUGAAAUGAUCAGAGAAGCAGAUAUCGACGGAGACGGACAGGUCAACUAUGAAGAAUUCGUACAGAUGAUGACUGCAAAAUGAAGACCUCCUUUCAACUCCUUUUUCCCCCCCUCUAGAAGAAAUCAAAUUGAAUCUUUUACUUACCUCUUGCAAAAAAAAAAAAAAAAGAAAGAAAGAAAAAAGUUCAUUUAUUCAUUCUGUUUCUAUAUAGCAAAACUGAAUGUCAAAAGUACCUUCUGUCCACACACAACACACAAAAUCUGCAUGUAUUGGUUGGUGGUCCUGUCCCUAAAAGAUCAAGCCACACAUCCGUUUUACACUAUACAUACUUGUACUACCUUAAGGUUAAGGAAGCCCUUGGGGGACUCCUUCGGGUUCCAUUUGCUGAUGAUCCAUAACACACCGUGUGGGCUGGCCAGUUCGUCCUGCAUGCAGCCUGAUGAUCGAGCACAGUCAGGCGUUUGUAUUAAACCCCCCUCCCCAAGAAAAGAAAAAAAAAAACCCAAAAUAUAAAAAUUCAAAGCUUAGAUGGGUUCUAGUUCAAUUUGUUAGGCUAAAUUGUCACAGCUGGUUCAGUGCAAACAAGCACGUUGGAAUUGGUCAGCCGCAGGACGAUGUGCCGUGGUGCGGGUGGAGAAGCUGGGGAGAAGCAGGCCCACUGGCUGGAUGGUGGUCCUGUAGAUCUGUGUGCUUCAACCCAGGGCGACAGUGACACGGCCCGGUGGCAUGAUGUGUGUAGGUUGGUUUAGUGUGUCUGUAUAGAGCGGUACCGGUGUCAGGCUGCUGUCAAUUGUUGAUGCAAAUUUUUAAUAAGAAACCUUUCCCAAGGGAGCACCUCUGAGGACUCUUUAAAAACCUGAAGCAUGACUUGGAGCCAGUAGAGUAGGCUGUGGCUGUGGACUCCGGCACACCAUCAACAUUGCUGUUCAAGAAGCUACAAUUUACAUCCAUUCCAAGUUGUAAAUGCUAGUCUUUUUUUUUUUUUUUUUCCAAUAAAAAGACCAUUAACUUAAA